Photinus pyralis (common eastern firefly) is the source of this 1353-nucleotide messenger RNA. Its product is annotated as NSFL1 cofactor p47. NCBI's taxonomy places the organism in Eukaryota, Metazoa, Arthropoda, Insecta, Coleoptera, Lampyridae. The transcript is spliced from 6 exons. The record is from RefSeq and is a predicted model, not a curated record. Gene Ontology annotation, molecular function: ubiquitin binding. Gene Ontology annotation, biological process: proteasome-mediated ubiquitin-dependent protein catabolic process; autophagosome assembly; Golgi organization. Gene Ontology annotation, cellular component: nucleus; cytosol. Bases 97 to 1215 code for a protein of 372 amino acids.
AAGGACAGCAAAAAUUUCAAUCCGUCAUUGGGGUUGUGUGUUCUGUGAUUAAUUAGUAGUUGUUAAUAAACAAAUUGCAAACGACAAUUAGUAAAAAUGGCAGAUAAUGAUGAAAAAUUGCAACAAUUUAUAACUGUUACUGGUGUCGAUGAAGAGAGGGCUCGUUUUUACUUAGAAUCUUCUGCUUGGCAAUUGGAGGUUGCAUUGGCAAGCUUUUAUGAAAAUGAUGGCGAGAUUGAACAACCACCAACACCAAACCCUGUAGAAGUAGGUGACAGUCCGCCUAGCGAACAGUCCCCAACAUCGCCGGAACAGGUGAAACCGAAACCCAGGUCGAAAAUAACAAAUUCGAGAUUCGCUACAAUCCAUACCGUUCACAGUUCCAGUGAGGAUGAGGAAGAAGGUCAGGCGUUCUACGCUGGUGGCUCAGAACAUAGCGGUCAACAAGUGUUGGGGCCACCAAGACAUAGAGAUAUGGUAUCAGAUAUGUUUAAGGCUGUGCGAGAGCAUGGAGUCGAAAUACUAGAACCUGCAGCUACUGGUGCUCACACUAGCGCUUUUACAGGAACCGGAUAUAAGUUAGGUCAAACAGGCAACGAUUCUGAAACAAUUCCCGGUGCGCGUUCAUCGUCACGACCAGAGGAAGUAACUUUAAAAUUAUGGCGUGAUGGAUUUAGUUUGAAUGAUGGCGAUCUUCGUCAAUAUACUGAUCCUCAACAAACUGAAUUUUUAGAUAGCAUUCGUCGAGGAGAAAUUCCUCCUGAAUUAAGGCAAGGAAAUAGUGAGGUGCAUUUAUCGAUGGAAGAUAGACGUACUGAAACUUUCAAGCAAGAAAUCGAAAAACGGACCAAGGUGUUUUCAGGGCAGGGACACACGUUAGGAAGUCCAACACCUGCAGUCAUUGGAGCGCCACCCUUACAAGAAAAAGAUAGUGCGCUCAAUGAAACUAAAGCUAAAGAAAAGUUAUCAGUUGACACAUCACAACCAACAACUAAUAUUCAAAUACGUUUGGCGGAUGGUACGAGAUUAGUAGCGCAAUUUAAUCACAUGCAUACUGUAGGUCACAUCCGAUCAUUUAUUAUCAACGCGCGUCCGCAGUAUGGCUUAAACCCAUUCGCUCUUCUCUCAUCAUAUCCUUCAAGAGAUUUAGGCGAUUCUGAAACAAUAGCCGAAGCUGGCCUUCUGAAUGCUGCCAUUAUGCAGAAGCUUAAAUAGAUGAAAUAAUCCCUGUAUGGUAAAGGUACUGGGCUAUCAGUGCUGAUUUUGGAUGAAAUAUGGCAACAGAUAUGGCAUUUUUCUGCCAUCUUUAAAUUGUUCUUUGUAUGUUUCUGAACAGAUUAUUAUUAAUAUAAC